Camellia sinensis is the source of this 594-nucleotide messenger RNA. RefSeq lists its product as uncharacterized. Lineage: Eukaryota; Viridiplantae; Streptophyta; Magnoliopsida; Ericales; Theaceae. The record is from RefSeq and is a predicted model, not a curated record. Gene Ontology annotation, molecular function: zinc ion binding; nucleic acid binding.
AUGGCUGACAAGGUAAUCGAUAACUAUGUCCAGCCGGCUAUUCCUCGCUUCGAUGGUCAUUAUGAUCACUGGAGCAUGUUGAUGGAGAAUUUUCUAAGAUCCAAAGAAUAUUGGACUCUCGUGGCAACCGGUAUUGUAGAACCGGCCAUUGAUCGUACAAUUCUUGAGACCAUUCUCCAGAAAGAAACUUCCAAGCAGAUCUGGGACUCACUGAAGAAGAAAUAUCAAGGCACAUCGAAGGUCAAGCGCUCCCAACUCCAAGCACUUCGCCGAGAAUUCGAGACCUUUCAAAUGAAAUCUGGUGAGAGUGUUUCAGAUUAUUUUUCAAGAACAAUGACGAUUACAAAUAAGAUGCGGAUCCAUGGUGACCCGAUGCAAGAUGUUACCAUCGUGGAAAAGAUUCUUCGCUCCUUGACUACGAAAUUUGAUUACAUAGUCUGUUCCAUUGAGGAGUCCAAGGACAUUGAUGAACUAUCGGUUGAUGAGUUGCAGAGUUCGUUGCAGGUCCAUAAACAAAAACUCCACCAAAGGAUCACUGAGGAGCAAGCCUUGAAGGUCUCAACAAAUGAUGAAUCUUCAGCAGCAAGAGGUUGA